Messenger RNA from Lontra canadensis (Northern American river otter), 2370 nucleotides. RefSeq names its product carbohydrate sulfotransferase 12 (gene CHST12). The record is from RefSeq and is a predicted model, not a curated record. Gene Ontology annotation, biological process: proteoglycan biosynthetic process; carbohydrate biosynthetic process. Gene Ontology annotation, molecular function: sulfotransferase activity. Lineage: Eukaryota; Metazoa; Chordata; Mammalia; Carnivora; Mustelidae. Bases 713 to 1972 code for a protein of 419 amino acids. The transcript is spliced from 2 exons. Gene Ontology annotation, cellular component: membrane.
GAAGUGAGCGUGAACAAAAACUGCACAGGUGGGUGGAGAGCGCUUCCAGACUUCAGCCUCAUGAACUUUUAGGUUCAUUUAAUGAAAAUGCAUCGGGUCCCAGGUGCAUAGUUGAGCAUGCACAAGGAAUACAGACUCGGAAGGUUCAGACAGGGAGAAGUCAGAGAGCACCCCAAGAUGUGCUCUGUCUGAGACUGCUCAGAUGCCCGCUGAUCCUGACAGAGUUCCCGGUAUGUCUGAAAACUGUACACUCUGGCUUUGGGCCCCUUUAUGGUCGUGCAUCUGUUGUCUCGUUAGGCUGGACCCAUGUCUGAGUUCUGUCUUCUGAAGCCACACAGGGUAAGUCUGUUCCCUUCCCACGGGACAGCCCUCCUGCUGAUGCGAAUCUCUUCUCCAACCAGAGGAUCCAACCUCCUCCCCUUCCACAGGUGCUGUGGGGGAACAGACCCUGCGAACCGUCAGAAGCUGGAGGAGAGGCAAGGACCCCACUUGGUCUUAACAAGUGGAUUAAGACACAUGCCCGUCGAACGGUUCUACGGAGAGGAGGUGAAGGCCGGAGAGAGGGGUACAGAUCUUGAACUUUUCCAGAAACCUCAAACUGUCAGGUCACACUCACUGAACACGGGGUCCUGAGUGCAGUGUCCCGUCUCCAUGAAGCUGAUGUGAUAGCAUCCAGGUGAAAGGGCCCCCCCCAGCCCUGUCCACGGGCAGGAUGACCAAAACCCGGCUCUUCCGCCUGUGGCUGGUCUUGGGGUCUGUCUUCAUGGUCUUCCUGAUCAUCGUGUACUGGGACAACGUGGGCACUGCCCACUUCUACCUGCACACUUCCUUCCCCAGGCCGCACCCCCUGGCGCCACUGCCCACCCCCACGCACGGGGCGGAGAAAGAGUUCACAUCUGACGUGGACGCGUUUUUGCAGAAGCUGCUUGGUGGCAGCCUGAAGCAGAAUGCCCCUUCGGGUAAAAGGACGGAGCAGCCCUCCGUGCCGGCCUCCAACAGGCCCGUGCUGAGCAACGCGGAGGAGAGUGUGAGGGGCUACGACUGGUCCACCCGUGACGCCGAGCAGGGCCCAGACCCGGGCGGGCAGCAGGCCGAGAGGCGGAGUGUGCUCAGGGGGCUCUGCGCCAAUGCCAGCUUCGUGUUCCCCACCAAGGAGCGCUCCUUCGACGACAUUCCCAACUACGAGCUCAACCACCUCAUCGUGGACGACCGCCACGGGGUCAUCUACUGCUACGUGCCCAAGGUGGCCUGCACCAACUGGAAGCGCGUCAUGAUCGUGCUGAGCGAGAGCCUCCUGGACCGUGGCGCUCCCUACCGUGACCCCCUCGACAUCCCCCGGGAGUACGUCCACAACUCCAGCACCCACCUGACUUUCAACAAAUUCUGGCGCCGCUACGGCAAGUUCUCCCGCCACCUGAUGAAGAUCAAGCUGAAGAAGUACACCAAGUUCCUGUUCGUGCGGGACCCCUUCGUGCGCCUCAUCUCGGCCUUCCGCAGCAAGUUCCAGCUGGAGAACGAGGAGUUCUACCGCAAGUUCGCGGUGCCCAUGCUCAAGAUGUACGCCAACCGCAGCGGCCUGCCCACGUCCGUCAGCGAGGCCUUCAGCGCGGGCCUCAAGGUGUCCUUCGCCAACUUCAUCCAGUAUCUGCUGGACCCGCGCACCGAGAAGCUGGCGCCCUUCAACGAGCACUGGAGGCAGGUGCACCGCCUCUGCCACCCCUGCCAGAUCGACUACGACUUUGUGGGGAAGCUGGAGACCCUGGACCAGGACGCCGCCCAGCUCCUGCGGCUCCUCAAGGUGGACAAGCUCCUGCACUUUCCCCCAAGCUACCGGAACAGGACUGCUAGCAGCUGGGAGGAGGACUGGUUCGCCACCAUCCCCCUGGCCUGGAGGCAGCAGCUUUAUAAACUCUACGAGGCCGACUUUGUCCUCUUUGGCUACCCCAAGCCCGAAAACCUACUUAGAGACUGAAGGCGUCGGGGGCGGUCCCGGACCUCAAAGCCAGCUGGGCGGGUGGGGCUUCUUCCAACCCGGACCAAGGCUCCUGCCGCACCACGGCCUUCCUCCCGAGGAUGGGCGAGGGGUUGCCGUGUGUAUUUUUUUAUGGCUUGUUUCCCUCCCAGUCGGGCCCGUGGUGCAACUCCACAGCGCUCCCGUUGACCAGGCAGCUGGAGACACCUGGAAUCGACGGCUCCCACACUCCGGUUUUUCAUAUCACCUGCGGUUUUGCAGUCUGGACGUACUGUUUAUGCCACUGCCUGUAUUCCUUGAGUACUGUGUUAAUAUUGUUUUUUUAAGAUUAAUAUAUUUCAGAUAUUUAAUAUGAAAAGUGGAGGAGAGGAUGGAGUAAAGGUCACAUCUGCUUCUGC